ACGAUCUUGGUCAUCAGGCUCCGUUGAUGCUCUUCAGGCAACGCCGAUUGAUUAUUUGAAUUUUGAGCUCAUCUUUAUCACCGUGAUCAUGAAGUUAAACUUGAAUCAGAACUACCAUUAUCAGAGUUUUACAAAAGAUCGAUCCUUUCCGAGCAAACGUUGCAGCUCUUGUAUGUUCAAGAAGCAAACUAUUUUAGAUUCAACGAUGUUGGCAUCAAAAUCAAUACUCUAACUUUUUGCCUCUUUCUCAAAUACCAGUGUGGAGAAAGCGGGUGGUGAGCUUUUACUACGGGGAACUAAGUCUAACUGAGUCAUCCUAGAAGAAUUAUUUCACUCUCACACUAUUUAUGAUUGAAUUGAAUCCCUCUAAGUGACGACCGACAACGAGAAACUAAAGCUAACCAUCAUUGAUUGACGAGUACGAAAGAGGUGUUGCCGACCAUCAAGAACUAGUCUUAAGCCACCAAACAAAGACGAGCAAAAAUGAGAAUCGAAAAGUGCUGGUAUUGCAGUUGCAACAUCUAUCCUGGGCAUGGGGUGAUGUUUGUGCGCAACGACUGCAAGACGUUUCGGUUUUGUAGUGGAAAAUGCCAUUCACAUUUCAAGAUGCAUCACAACCCAAAGAAGCUGAAAUGGACCAAGGCUAGCAGAAAGUACGAAUAUUUCAUACUAAGGCUCUAUUUUGGAUGCUGUCUAUGACUAUGCACUACCACUAGAUAGUUCUUGUAGCUAGUUGUACAUGAAGAUGAUGUUUCUUCUAUUUUUCCUCUUUGUAGUUCUACGACGUGAGAUGAAGGUGAAGAUGAACUUCCAGUUUAUUAGUGUCAACAUCUGUUUUAUCCUAUUCCAAGAACCUGAUCUUUUGGAACUUUUGAAAGAAGCAAGAAUCGAUUGCAAAGGUACCGCGGCAAGGAGAUGGUUCUUGAUCCAACGUUUGAGUUUGAGAAGCGACGCAAUGUGCCAACGAGAUACGACAGAAACCUGUGGAUUAAGACCAUCCAGGCUAUGAAGCGAAUCCAAGAGAUCAGACAGGUGAGGAAAAUCAGGUUCCACAAGCGACGACUGGCCAAUCUGGUGAAGAAGCGGGAGUCAGCGGCACAGAAGGAACUGAAGAAACACGCAGACGUCGUAAAAGUCUUCGGAAAGAAGCUAGACAGAGAAGCGAUCAAGAAGAAGAUCGUGAAAAAGGUAGCGGAAAAGAAGGAGAUGGAGAAAGUGGUCAGAAUGGAUGUGGCAUAAGUGGCACGCUGAGGAACUACGGGUCUUUGGUUUUACACAUAUGAUAUUAUAUCGAUCAAAAUUGUUACGCAGUUUCAAAUUUGCUUAUCGAAGAUGGUGCAUGAAGAUUAUAAUUAUGAGGUAGUUAAGAGAUCGUUAUUGAAGAUCAACAUAUAGUCGACAUAAGUUCUAUGAGCUGGUUCGACAUGGUCAUGGUGAUGAUCGUGAUGGUAACGCAACUGAGAUGGUUUAGUUCGCACUGCUAGAACUGCUCCUAUAAGUAGCGGUCUUAGAAGGACAUGCGAACGAAAGGACGUUGUCGGAUUGUCGGAUCUGCACCGAAUGCAUAUGAUAAAAAGGUAAUGCGAAAAAAUGGACAUGCAC
Messenger RNA from Amoebophrya sp. A25, 1602 nucleotides. The record is from the annotation of a GenBank genome assembly. NCBI's taxonomy places the organism in Eukaryota, Dinophyceae, Syndiniales, Amoebophryaceae.